This is a messenger RNA of Medioppia subpectinata, 1389 nucleotides long. The record is from the annotation of a GenBank genome assembly. NCBI's taxonomy places the organism in Eukaryota, Metazoa, Arthropoda, Arachnida, Sarcoptiformes, Oppiidae.
UGAAUGCCAUAUAAAUAAUGAGAUAAUGUUUUGAGACUUUUAAACCAUUUGUUGUUUGAUUUGAAAAAUCAUUGAUAAGAGAGGUUUGCGGCGAAGACACGGAUGAGCUGACCGGUGAUGUCUGGAUUGGUUGGCGAAGUGAUGUCCCCAUUGGUCCGAAUCAUACAUUUCGGGCCAAUCAUUGCCCUAUCGAUAAUCAAAUGUGUUUUCUUCACCACAUUAUGGCUGACAUCGCAAUGGCUUCGGAUGACGGACUCAUUCAUACCAUUCAUCAAUUAUCUCCUGUACUAUACAUUCAUAGCGAUAGUGCUCUACAACUUCUUCAGCGCCGUCUUCGUUGGUCCCGGUUUUGUGCCGAAGGGUUGGCGACCGGAAAGCACUCAAGACAUUGAAUUAAUGCAGUUUUGCGGUCAAUGCGAUGGCUAUAAACCCGCCCGAAGUCAUCACUGCCGCCGCUGUGACAGAUGUGUGAUGAAAAUGGACCAUCAUUGUCCGUGGAUUAACAACUGCACCGGUUAUCGUAAUCAAUGCUAUUUCAUAGUAUUCUUAUUGUCGGCUGUCUUGGGAUCUAUUCAGUCGAUUGUCUUACUGGGGAUGGGCUUAUAUCGCGCUUUUUAUGUGAACUGGUACUUAUAUAACGAUAGAUCCGAUCGACUCGUUUACAUAUCGAUGACUUCAUUACUAUUCACUGUUUUUUCCAUUGGUUUAGCGAUUGGAGUGAUUGUAGCCGUUGGCGGUCUUCUUGUUAUACAAUUAAAAAUAGUAGUUCGCAAUCAGACGAGUAUUGAAGAAUGGAUUGUCACUAAAGCCAUGGGUAGAAAACGAGACGAUGUCUUCGUAUAUCCAUAUAAUAUAGGCAUUUGGGGUAAUAUUAAGCAAGUUUUGUUUGAACCAAUCCAUAGCGGCAUUGAAUGGCCGGUAAUCGAUGGUUGCAAUCAAUACACACUUACCGUGGAACAACUUCUGCAGAAAGAAGAAAAGCGGAACCGUUCGGUGACGUGUGUGGCAAUAGAGGAUUAUAGCGGUGCGUGGUUUCCCAUAUCCAAAGGCUGGCGAAUAUGCGUUUCAUUCCCAUUGACUGAUGAGCCGCGGAUUGGCGUCACUUGUGGUGACCAUAUUCUGGUGACGCGAUGGAAAAAGCACUGGCUUUACGGCGAAAGACUCAAAACAGAGGCUCAUAAGCGAGAGCGCGGGUGGUUUCCCAGACGGCUCGUGGUUCAGGUGCACACCGCUAAGUAAAUAGUUAUGAAUCCGUAUGACGUGAACAAUGAGAAGAGUACUCUAAGCCAUGUCCUGUCGGGUAGGAGUGCUUUAGUGGUCGCGCAAAACAAAAUGGACCCGAAGUUGAAGAUUACGGAACCGAAAGCACUGAACAUUAUUCUGUUAUAG